UGAGUGCGGCUGGCUCAGUAGUACUAGGCGGUGGCUCAGCCGCAGGUGCAGGUUCUGGGCUGUGUCUGGCUGUCUGGGGAUGUCGGACGCGGGCGGCGGAGGUCCCGGCGGGGGUCCCGGCGAGGAAGGCGGCCUGGAGGUGCCCGGCUCGGCCGUGCAGAAUGUGGCCGAUGUCUCGGUGCUGCAGAAGCACCUGCGCAAGCUGGUGCCGCUGCUGCUGGAGGACGGCGGGGAGGUCCCGGCCGCGCUGGAGGCGGCGCUGGAGGAGAAGGGGGCCCUGGAGCAGAUGCGCAAGUUUCUCUCCGACCCGCAGGUGCACACGGUGCUGGUGGAGCGAUCCACGCUCAAGGAGGAUGUGAGUGAUGAAGGAGAAGAGGAAAAAGAAAUCAUAUUGUAUAGCAUUAAUAAUGACAUUCAUUAUGGGCUAAAGUCAAACAGUUUGGCGUUCAUUAAGCGUACACCAGUGAUUGAUGCUGACAAACCAGUGUCCUCCCAACUUAGAGUUCUUACUCUUAGUGAAGAUUCUCCUUAUGAAACAUUACAUUCUUUCAUUAGCAAUGCUGUUGCUCCCUUUUUUAAGUCCUUUAUCAGAGAGUCUGGCAAAGCAGACAGGGAUGGUGAUAAAAUGGCUCCAUCAGUUGAGAAAAAAAUUGCAGAACUUGAAAUGGGACUGCUGCAUUUACAGCAGAAUAUUGAAAUUCCAGAGAUCAGUUUGCCAAUUCAUCCAAUUAUUACUAAUGUUGCCAAGCAAUGUUAUGAGCGUGGAGAAAAGCCAAAGGUUACUGACUUUGGUGACAAGGUUGAGGACCCAACUUUUCUCAACCAGCUACAGUCUGGAGUUAACCGAUGGAUUAGAGAAAUACAAAAGGUGACCAAACUGGAUCGAGAUCCUGCGUCAGGCACGGCUUUACAGGAAAUUAGUUUCUGGCUGAACUUGGAACGUGCUCUGUACCGCAUUCAGGAGAAGCGUGAAAGCCCAGAAGUCCUCCUGACGCUAGAUAUCUUGAAACAUGGCAAACGUUUUCAUGCUACUGUCAGCUUUGACACGGACACAGGUCUAAAACAGGCACUGGAAACUGUAAAUGACUACAAUCCACUGAUGAAAGACUUUCCUUUGAAUGACUUGUUGUCUGCUACUGAACUGGACAAAAUAAGACAGGCACUUGUGGCAAUAUUCACCCAUCUGAGAAAAAUCAGAAAUACAAAGUACCCCAUUCAAAGGGCACUGCGUCUAGUGGAAGCCAUUUCAAGAGACCUGAGUUCUCAGCUACUUAAAGUAUUGGGAACCAGAAAACUGAUGCAUGUUGCCUAUGAAGAGUUUGAAAAGGUUAUGGUUGCAUGUUUUGAAGUCUUCCAUACUUGGGAUGAUGAAUAUGAAAAACUACAAGUGUUGCUGAGAGACAUUGUGAAGAGAAAGAGAGAAGAGAAUCUGAAGAUGGUGUGGCGUAUCAAUCCUGCUCACAGGAAACUGCAGGCUCGUCUUGAUCAAAUGAGGAAGUUCAGGCGCCAGCAUGAGCAGCUGAGAGCAGUUAUUGUGAGAGUCUUAAGACCUCAGGUCACUGCUGUUGCCCAGCAGAAUCAAGGAGAUGUACCUGAACCCCAGGAUAUGAAGGCAGCAGAAGUCCUUUUUGAUUCUGCAGAUGCUAAUGCUAUUAAAGAAGUAAAUCUUGCUUAUGAGAAUGUUAAAGAAGUAGAUGGCUUAGAUGUUUCUAAAGAAGGUACAGAAGCCUGGGAGGCAGCAAUGAAACGGUAUGAUGAAAGAAUUGAUAGGGUUGAAACAAGAAUAACUGCUAGUCUACGAGACCAGCUUGGCACAGCAAAGAAUGCUAAUGAAAUGUUCAGGAUCUUCUCCAGAUUCAAUGCUUUGUUUGUCAGACCUCACAUUCGGGGUGCUAUUCGUGAAUAUCAAACACAAUUGAUCCAGCGUGUAAAAGAUGAUAUCGAGUCUCUUCAUGACAAAUUCAAGGUACAAUACCCACAAAGUCAGGCUUGCAAAAUGAGUCAUGUUCGUGACUUGCCUCCCUUGUCUGGGUCUAUAAUCUGGGCCAAACAGAUUGAUCGACAGCUCACAGCCUACAUGAAGCGUGUUGAAGAUGUGCUUGGCAAAGGUUGGGAGAACCAUGUUGAAGGUCAGAAGCUGAAGCAGGAUGGAGACAGCUUCCGUAUGAAGCUCAGCACUCAAGAAAUAUUUGAUGACUGGGCAAAGAAGGUUCAGCAGCGCAACCUUGGUGUGUGUGGCCGUAUCUUCACUAUUGAAAACACUCGUGUUAGAGGCCGAACUGGAAAUGUCCUCAAACUAAAAGUCAACUUUCUCCCAGAAAUAAUUACACUCUCAAAAGAAGUCCGCAACCUUAAGUGGUUUGGAUUUCGUGUUCCACUUGCAAUUGUCAACAAAGCUCACCAAGCAAACCAGCUCUAUCCUUUUGCUAUUUCUCUGAUUGAAAGUGUCCGUACGUAUGAACGUACUUGUGAGAAGGUGGAAGAGCGUAACACUAUUUCUCUGCUGAUAGCCGGUCUAAAGAAGGAAGUGCAGGCUUUGAUUGGAGAAGGUAUUGCCCUGGUGUGGGAGUCAUACAAACUUGACCCCUAUGUACAACGCCUAGCAGAGACUGUCUUCAGCUUCCAAGAAAAGGUGGAUGAUCUGCUCAUUAUUGAAGAAAAAAUAGACCUGGAAGUUCGAUCCUUGGAAACUUGCAUGUAUGAUCAUAAGACUUUUUCAGAAAUCUUGAACAGAGUUCAAAAAGCUGUGGAUGACUUGAAUCUUCAUUCAUAUUCCAAUUUGCCGAUCUGGGUCAAUAAGUUGGAUAUGGAGAUUGAACGAAUACUAGGAGUUCGUCUACAGGCUGGGCUGAGAGCUUGGACCCAAGUUCUUCUUGGACAAGCUGAUGAUAAAGCAGAAGUUGACAUGGAUACAGAUGCGCCUCAAGUCAGUCACAAGCCUGGUGGGGAGCCAAAGAUCAAAAAUGUUGUACAUGAACUGAGGAUAACCAACCAGGUGAUCUAUUUGAAUCCACCAAUUGAAGAAUGCAGAUAUAAGCUCUAUCAAGAAAUGUUUUCCUGGAAAAUGGUAAUACUAUCACUACCCAGAAUUCAAAGUCAAAGAUACCAGGUGGGUGUACACUAUGAGUUGUCUGAGGAAGAGAAGUUCUAUCGGAAUGCCUUAACACGGAUGCCUGAUGGUCCUGUAGCACUGGAGGAGUCUUAUUCGGCUGUUAUGGGCAUUGUGACAGAGGUUGAACGGUAUGUUAAGGUAUGGCUGCAGUACCAGUGCUUAUGGGAUAUGCAAGCUGAAAACGUAUAUAACCGUCUUGGAGAAGAUUUAAAUAAGUGGCAAGCCCUCUUAGUUCAGAUAAGGAAGGCUAGAGGAACCUUUGACAAUGCAGAAACCAGGAAGGAAUUUGGACCUGUUAUCAUAGACUAUGGGAAGGUACAAUUUAAGGUGAACCUGAAAUAUGACUCUUGGCAUAAGGAAGUACUCAGUAAAUUUGGCCAAAUGCUAGGUCAGAACAUGACAGAGUUCCACUCUCAAAUUUCUAAGUCCCGUCAAGAGUUGGAGCAGCAUUUAGUGGACACUGCUAGUACAUCAGAUGCAGUGACAUUCAUCACAUAUGUACAAUCCCUGAAACGUAAAAUCAAGCAGUUUGAGAAACAAGUUGAGCUUUACCGCAAUGGUCAGCGCUUGCUAGAGAAACAGAGGUUCCAGUUCCCUUCCUCCUGGUUAUACAUUGACAACAUUGAAGGAGAGUGGGGUGCUUUCAAUGACAUAAUGCGUCGCAAGGAUUCUGCCAUUCAGCAACAAGUAGAAAACUUGCAAAUGAAGAUCGUUCAAGAGGAUCGAGCAGUGGAGAGCCGUACAACUGACCUGCUGACUGACUGGGAGAAAACUAAGCCUGUGACAGGAAACUUGCGUCCAGAGGAGGCUCUUCAAGCACUUACCGUUUUCGAAGGGAAAUUUGGUAGGUUGAAAGAUGAUCGUGAGAAAUGUGCAAAGGCCAAAGAAGCUCUUGAGCUAACAGAUACAGGACUACUCAGUGGCAGUGAGGAACGUGUGCAGGUAGCUUUAGAAGAGUUACAAGACCUCAAAGGAGUUUGGUCUGAGCUUUCCAAGGUCUGGGACCAGAUUGAUCAGAUGAAGGAGCAGCCGUGGGUUUCAGUACAACCUCGCAAGCUUCGACAAAAUUUGGAUGGCUUACUGAACCAGUUGAAAAACUUCCCUGCUCAUUUGCGGCAGUAUGCCUCCUAUGAAUACGUUCUGAGGCUUCUGAAGGGUUACAUGAAGAUAAACAUGUUGGUGAUUGAACUGAAAUCUGAGGCUCUUAAAGAUCGUCACUGGAAGCAGCUGAUGAAGAGACUUCAUGUGAACUGGGCUGUCUCUGAACUAACCCUGGGACAGAUCUGGGAUGUUGACUUGCAGAAGAAUGAAGCAAUUGUCAAAGAUGUACUUCUUGUGGCUCAGGGAGAGAUGGCUUUGGAGGAGUUCUUGAAACAGAUAAGAGAAGUGUGGAACACUUACGAACUGGACUUGGUUAAUUAUCACUACAAAUGUCAUUUGAUUCGUGGUUGGGAUGAUCUCUUCAACAAGGUCAAGGAGCACAUUAACAGUGUGUCUGCCAUGAAGUUAUCACCAUACUUCAAGGUAUUUGAAGAAGAUGCCCUUAGCUGGGAGGACAAAUUGAAUCGUAUCUUUGCACUCUUUGAUGUCUGGAUAGAUGUCCAAAGGCGAUGGGUCUACCUGGAGGGUAUCUUCACUGGUAGUGCUGAUAUUGAGCACUUACUGCCUGUUGAAACACAGAGGUUUCAAAGCAUCAGUACUGAGUUUCUGGCACUUAUGAAAAAAGUAUCCAAAUCUCCCCUUGUGAUAGAUGUUCUUAACAUCCAAGGUGUACAAAGAUCACUGGAGAGAUUAGCAGACUUGCUUGGAAAGAUCCAGAAAACAUUGGGAGAAUAUCUGGAGAGGGAGAGAUCCUCCUUUCCUCGGUUCUACUUCGUUGGUGAUGAGGACUUGCUCGAAAUCAUAGGAAACAGCAAGAAUGUAGCUAAGCUCCAGAAACAUUUCAAGAAAAUGUUUGCUGGAGUUUCUAGCAUCCUCCUGAAUGAAGAUAACUCUGUUAUUCUGGGGAUCUCAUCACGUGAAGGAGAGGAGGUGCUGUUUAAAACACCUGUGUCUAUCACAGAACAUCCUAAGAUCAAUGAGUGGCUCACACUUGUUGAAAAAGAAAUGAGGGUCACACUUGCAAAGCUACUGGCUAAGUCUGUUACUGAAGUAGAAAUCAUUGGUAAAGCAACUUCAAUUGAUCCAGUUCUCUAUAUUUCUUGGAUUGACAAAUAUCAGGCCCAGCUUGUUGUCCUGUCAGCCCAAAUUGCAUGGUCAGAGAAUGUGGAAUCUGCUCUGAAUGGUAUGGGUGGUGAUGGAGACAGCAGUUCUCUGCACUCUGUGCUGGCUAAUGUUGAGGUCACACUGAACAUGUUAGCAGACUCUGUGUUGAUGAAACAGCCACCUCUCCGCAGAAGGAAAUUGGAACACUUGAUUACAGAGUUAGUGCACCAAAGAGAUGUUACAAGAUCACUGAUCAAAAGUAAGAUUGACAACUCCAAAUCCUUUGAGUGGCUCAGCCAGAUGCGAUUCUACUUUGACCCAAAACAGACAGAUGUGUUGCAACAGCUGUCCAUUCAGAUGGCAAAUGCCAAAUUCAACUAUGGCUUUGAGUAUCUUGGUGUUCAGGAUAAACUAGUUCAGACUCCUCUUACUGACCGCUGUUACCUGACAAUGACGCAAGCCUUGGAGGCAAGACUUGGAGGCUCACCUUUUGGUCCUGCUGGUACUGGUAAAACAGAAUCUGUAAAGGCCCUUGGACACCAGCUUGGCCGCUUUGUUCUGGUUUUCAACUGCGGUGAAAUGUUUGACUUCCAGGCAAUGGGACGCAUCUUUGUGGGGCUCUGUCAAGUGGGCGCAUGGGGCUGCUUUGAUGAGUUCAACAGACUUGAGGAGCGUAUGCUUUCUGCUGUUUCUCAGCAGGUUCAGUGCAUCCAGGAAGCCUUGCGAGAACAUUGCAAUCCAAACUAUGACAAGACUUCAGCACCUAUUACUUGUGAGCUGCUGAAUAAACAAGUUAAAGUGAGCCCAGACAUGGCUAUCUUCGUCACCAUGAAUCCUGGUUAUGCGGGUAGAUCAAAUCUUCCAGACAACUUGAAGAAGCUGUUCCGUAGCUUGGCGAUGACAAAGCCAGACCGCCAGCUGAUUGCCCAGGUCAUGUUGUACUCCCAGGGUUUCCGUACUGCUGAAGUGCUUGCCAAUAAGAUUGUCCCGUUCUUCAACCUCUGUGAUGAGCAGCUCUCCUCUCAAAGUCAUUAUGACUUUGGCUUAAGACCUUUGAAGAGUGUACUGAUUAGUGCAGGAAAUGUGAAGAGGGAGAGGAUUCAGAAGAUAAAGUGGGAGAAGAGAGAGCGUGGUGAAGUUGUUGAUGAAGGGGAAAUUGCUGAGAACCUACCUGAACAAGAGAUUUUGAUCCAGAGUGUGUGUGAAACAAUGGUCCCCAAACUUGUUGCAGAAGACAUCCCACUGCUGUUCAGUCUCUUUUCUGAUGUAUUCCCUGGAGUACAGUAUCACCGUGGUGAAAUGACAGCCCUGCGAGAGGAGCUUAAGAAAGUGUGUCAGGAAAUGUACCUUACAUAUGGUGAUGGAGAAGAAGUUGGUGGCAUGUGGGUCGAAAAGGUUCUUCAGCUCUAUCAAAUUACCCAGAUCAAUCAUGGGUUGAUGAUGGUGGGUCCUUCUGGAAGUGGAAAGAGCAUGGCUUGGAGAGUGCUGCUAAAAGCCCUGGAGCGGCUAGAGGGUGUAGAAAGUGUUGCUCACAUCAUUGAUCCAAAAGCAAUCAGCAAAGAUCACCACCUCUAUGGUACUUUGGAUCCAAAUACCAGAGAAUGGACAGAUGGAUUGUUUACACAUGUCCUGAGAAAGAUCAUAGACAAUGUGAGAGGUGAAUUGCAAAAACGACAGUGGAUCAUCUUUGAUGGGGAUGUAGAUCCUGAAUGGGUGGAGAACUUAAACUCCGUGUUGGAUGACAACAAACUGCUGACUCUGCCCAAUGGAGAACGUCUCAGCCUUCCACCAAAUGUGCGUAUCAUGUUUGAGGUACAGGAUCUGAAAUAUGCUACUCUGACCACAGUGUCAAGGUGCGGAAUGGUCUGGUUCAGUGAAGAUGUCUUAAGCACUGACAUGAUAUUCAAUAACUUCCUGGCCAGACUACGAAACAUCCCUUUGGAUGAAGGUGAAGAGGAAGCUCAGCGGAGGCGAAAGGGCAAAGAAGAUGAAGAUGAAGCAGCAGCUUCUCCAAUGUUGCAGAUUCAAAGAGAUGCAGCAACAAUUAUGCAGCCCUAUUUCACACCUAAUGGACUGGUGACUAAAGCUCUUGAACAUGCUUUCACGUUAGAGCAUAUCAUGGACCUCACUCGCUUGCGCUGUCUUGGUUCAUUGUUCUCUAUGUUGCAUCAGGCUUGCCGCAAUGUAGCCCAGUACAAUGCAAACCAUCCCGACUUCCCUAUGCAGAUAGAUCAACUGGAGCGUUAUAUCCAGAGAUACCUGGUCUAUGCAAUACUGUGGUCACUCUCUGGAGACAGUCAUCUGAAAAUGAGAGCAGAGCUGGGAGAAUACAUUAGGAGAAUCACCACUGUACCAUUGCCCACAGCACCCAACAUACCCAUAAUUGAUUAUGAGGUGUCGAUUACAGGUGAGUGGGUCCCAUGGCAGUCCAAGGUUCCUCAGAUUGAAGUUGAGACCCACAAGGUUGCUGCUCCUGACGUUGUUGUACCAACCCUAGAUACCGUCCGCCAUGAAGCUUUGCUGUAUACUUGGCUAGCGGAACACAAACCCCUGGUGCUCUGUGGCCCACCAGGUUCUGGAAAGACUAUGAUCCUUUUCAGUGCUCUCAGAGCCCUCCCUGAUAUGGAGGUGGUUGGACUUAACUUCUCUAGUGCUACUACCCCAGAGCUACUUUUGAAAACUUUUGAUCAUUACUGUGAGUACAGGCAUACACCUAAAGGAGUGGUGCUGGCUCCGGUGCAGCUAGGAAAGUGGCUGGUGCUGUUCUGUGAUGAAAUCAACUUGCCAGAUAUGGAUAAGUAUGGCACGCAGAGAGUCAUAUCCUUCAUUAGACAGAUGGUGGAACAUGGAGGCUUCUACCGUACAUCGGAUCAGACCUGGGUGAAAUUAGAGAGGAUUCAGUUUGUUGGAGCUUGUAACCCACCUACUGAUCCUGGAAGGAAACCACUUUCACAUAGAUUUUUACGCCAUGUCCCUGUGGUGUAUGUGGACUAUCCUGGACCAGCUUCACUUACUCAGAUAUAUGGAACAUUCAAUCGUGCAAUGCUGAGGCUCAUCCCAUCGCUCCGCACAUAUGCAGAACCUCUUACUGCUGCUAUGGUAGAAUUCUACACAAUGUCACAGGAAAGGUUCACCCAGGACACACAGCCACACUACAUUUAUUCACCUCGUGAAAUGACUCGAUGGGUGAGAGGUAUCUUUGAAGCCUUAAGACCAUUAGAAACCUUACCUGUUGAAGGCCUUAUUAGGAUUUGGGCACACGAAGCCUUGCGUCUCUUCCAAGACAGACUUGUGGAAGAUGAGGAGAGACGUUGGACUGAUGAAAACAUUGAUAUGGUAGCUCUGAAACAUUUCCCCAACGUAGACAAAGAGAAAGCUAUGAGCAGACCCAUCUUGUACAGCAAUUGGCUGUCAAAGGAUUAUAUCCCAGUGGAUCAGGAAGAGCUGAGAGACUAUGUAAAAGCCAGGCUGAAAGUGUUUUAUGAAGAAGAACUUGAUGUGCCACUAGUGCUGUUCAAUGAACUUUUGGAUCAUGUGCUAAGAAUUGACCGAAUCUUCCGCCAGCCUCAGGGUCACUUGCUUCUCAUUGGAGUUAGUGGAACAGGGAAAACAACUCUCUCGCGAUUUGUGGCUUGGAUGAAUGGUUUAAGUGUUUACCAAAUAAAGGUUCAUAGAAAAUACACAGGUGAAGACUUUGAUGAAGAUCUGAGAACGGUCUUCAGACGCUCUGGCUGCAAGAAUGAGAAAAUAGCGUUUAUAAUGGAUGAGUCAAAUGUACUGGAUUCUGGAUUUGUGGAAAAAAUGAAUAAUCUUCUGGCCAAUGGAGAGGUUCCUGGUCUCUUUGAAGGAGAUGAAUAUGCCACCCUUAUGACUCAAUGUAAAGAGGGAGCACAGAAAGAAGGUUUAAUGCUAGAUUCACAUGAAGAACUGUACAAAUGGUUCACCAGUCAAGUUAUUCGCAAUCUCCAUGUUGUGUUCACCAUGAACCCAUCUUCUGAGGGCCUGAAGGACAGAGCAGCUACUUCUCCAUCUCUCUUCAACAGGUGUGUCUUGAACUGGUUUGGAGACUGGUCAACUGAAGCACUGUACGAAGUUGGCAAAGAGUUUACAAGCAAAAUGGAUCUUGAGAAGCCAAACUAUAUUGUGCCAGACUAUAUGCCAGUUGUGUAUGAGAAGUUACCACAACCGCCAUCACAUAGGGAAGCUAUUGUAAAUAGCUGUGGAUUUGUUCAUCAAACCCUUCAUCAGGCUAACGCUCGUCUAGCAAAACGGGGAGGCAGAACUAUGGCCAUCACACCACGUCACUAUUUGGACUUCAUCAACCAUUAUGCCAACUUGUUCAAUGAGAAAAGGAGUGAGCUGGAGGAACAGCAGAUGCAUUUGAAUGUUGGCCUUAAAAAGAUCAAGGAAACUGUUGACCAGGUGGAAGAACUGCGUAGGGACUUGAGAAUAAAGAGCCAGGAGUUGGAAGUAAAGAAUGCAGCAGCUAAUGACAAGCUGAAAAAAAUGGUGAAGCAUCAGCAAGAAGCUGAGAAGAAAAAGGUUAUGAGCCAAGACAUUCAAGAGAAGCUGCACGAACAGCAAGCAGGAAUUGCAGAUAAGCAAAUGAGUGUGAAGGAGGAGCUAGACAAAGUUGAGCCUGCUGUCAUUGAUGCUCAGAAUGCUGUAAAAUCAAUAAAGCAGCAGCAUCUGGUAGAGGUCCAUUCUAUGGCCAACCCACCUGCAGCAGUGAAGCUAGCACUAGAGUCCAUCUGUCUACUAUUGGGUGAAAGUACAACUGACUGGAAACAGAUACGUUCCAUCAUUAUGAGGGAAAACUUCAUUCCAACUAUUGUAAACUUUUCUGCUGAGGAGAUCAGUGAUUCCAUCCGGGAAAAAAUGAAGAAUUUCAUGUCAAAUCCAAGUUACAAUUAUGAAAUUGUAAACCGAGCAUCCUUAGCAUGUGGUCCACUGGUAAAAUGGGCAAUUGCACAGCUGAAUUAUGCUGAUAUGUUGAAGCGAGUAGAACCCCUCCGCAAUGAACUACAGAAACUGGAGGAUGAUGCCAAAGUCAAUCAACAGAAAGCUAAUGAGGUAGAACAGAUGAUUCGUGAUCUCGAGGCCAGUAUUGCUCGCUACAAGGAAGAGUAUGCAGUGCUGAUUUCAGAGGCUCAAGCAAUUAAGGCGGACCUGGCUGCAGUUGAAGCAAAAGUAAACCGUAGCACUGCUCUCUUAAAGAAUCUGUCUGCUGAACGUGAAAGAUGGGAGAAGACAAGUGAAACCUUCAAGAACCAGAUGUCCACUAUUGCAGGAGACUGUUUGCUUUCAGGAGCUUUUAUUGCUUAUGCUGGGUACUUUGAUCAGCAAAUGCGACAGAACUUGUUCACUACGUGGUCCCAUCACUUGCAGCAAGCAAAUAUCCAGUUCCGUACAGACAUUGCAAGGAUAGAAUACCUUUCCAAUGCAGAUGAGCGUCUUCGCUGGCAAGCAAGUUCUCUACCUGCAGAUGACCUGUGCACAGAAAACGCUAUCAUGCUUAAGCGGUUUAAUAGGUAUCCACUGAUCAUUGAUCCUUCUGGACAAGCCACACAGUUCAUUAUGAAUGAAUACAAGGACCGUAAGAUCAUUCGUACUAGCUUUUUGGAUGAUGCUUUCAGAAAGAACUUGGAAAGUGCACUGAGAUUUGGUAACCCUCUACUCGUCCAGGAUGUGGAGAGCUAUGACCCAAUUCUGAAUCCUGUGCUGAAUCAUGAAGUCCGGAGAACUGGAGGUCGAGUGCUUAUUACCCUGGGAGACCAAGAUAUUGACUUGUCACCGUCCUUUGUCAUCUUCCUCUCCACCAGAGAUCCAACAGUUGAAUUUCCCCCGGAUCUCUGCUCUCGUGUUACGUUUGUCAAUUUCACAGUAACUCGCAGUAGUUUACAGAGCCAGUGUCUGAAUGAGGUCCUGAAAGCUGAAAGACCAGAUGUUGAUGAAAAACGUUCUGACCUCCUUAAACUUCAAGGUGAAUUCCAACUGCGUUUGCUGCAGUUAGAAAAAUCUCUGCUACAAGCUCUCAAUGAAGUGAAGGGACAUAUUUUAGAUGACAAAAUCAUAACUACUUUAGAGACCCUAAAGAAGGAAGCAGCAGAGGUCACCAGAAAAGUAGAAGAGACUGAUAUUGUCAUGCAAGAGGUGGAGACUGUAUCUCGGCAGUAUUUGCCACUUUCUACAGCAUGCAGUAGUAUCUACUUCACAAUGGAAUCACUGAAACAGAUACACUUCUUAUACCGGUAUUCUCUCCAGUUUUUCUUGGACAUCUAUCAUAAUGUCUUGUAUGAGAACCCAAAUUUGAAGGGAAUUACAGACCAUACCCAGCGUCUCUCAAUCAUCACAAAAGACCUCUUCCAGGUGGCUUUCAAUAGAGUAGCUCGUGGCAUGUUACAUCAGGAUCACAUAACCUUUGCUAUGCUGUUGGCCAGAAUUAAACUUAAAGGCACAAUUGGGGAGCCUACGUAUGAUGCAGAAUUCCAACAUUUCUUAAGAGGAAAAGAAAUUGUACUCAGCACAGCAUCUCUCCCAAAGAUCAGUGGACUUACAACAGAACAAAUGGAAGCUAUGAUGAGAUUGAGGUGCCUUCCUGAGUUUAAGGACCUGGUUUCUAAGGUUCAAGCUGAUGAGCAAUUCUGUAUCUGGUUGGAGAGCAGUUCACCAGAGCAGACUGUGCCAUACAUUUGGUCUGAAGAAAAACCUGCAACACCUAUUGGGCAGGCCAUUCAUCGUUUACUCUUGAUCCAGGCAUUCCGUCCAGAUCGUCUGCUGGCCAUGGCACAUGCCUUUGUUUCAGCAAACCUUGGCGAAUCCUUUAUGUCUAUUAUGGAGCAGCCAUUAGAUCUGAAACACAUUGUAAAUAAUGAGGUGAAACCUAAUACUCCUGUACUGAUGUGUUCUGUACCUGGCUAUGAUGCCAGUGACCAUGUUGAAGAUCUUGCCACUGAACAAAACACACAGAUUACCUCUAUUGCUAUAGGCUCUGCUGAAGGAUUUAAUCAAGCAGAUAAGGCAAUAAACACAGCAGUGAAAUAUGGCAGGUGGGUGAUGCUAAAGAAUGUCCAUUUGGCUCCUGGUUGGUUGAUGCAGCUAGAGAAGAAGCUGCAUUCUUUACAACCUCAUGCUUGCUUCAGACUUUUCCUUACAAUGGAGAUAAAUCCCAAGGUGCCGGUGAAUUUGCUACGUGCUGGUCGGAUCUUUGUGUUUGAACCACCACCUAGUGUAAAAGCGAACAUGCUGAGGACAUUCAGUAGUAUUCCUGUUUCUAGAAUAUGCAAGUCUCCAAACGAACGUGCUCGUUUAUAUUUCCUCCUUGCCUGGUUCCAUGCCAUCAUUCAAGAACGUUUGCGAUAUGCUCCCUUGGGCUGGUCCAAGAAAUAUGAAUUUGGUGAAUCUGAUCUGAGAUCUGCCUGUGACACAAUAGAUACAUGGCUGGAUGAUGCAGCAAAGGGCCGCCAAAACAUUUCACCUGAUAAGAUCCCAUGGUCUGCUCUGAAGACAUUGAUGGCACAGUCCAUUUAUGGAGGUCGCAUUGAUAAUGAAUUUGAUCAGCGUCUGCUAAACACUUUCCUGGAGCGUUUGUUUACCACUUUGAGCUUUGAUAGUGAAUUCAAACUGGCUUGCAAGGUUGAUGGACAUAAGGAUAUUCAAAUGCCAGAUGGAAUCAGACGUGAAGAAUUUGUCCAAUGGGUUGAGUUGCUGCCAGAUACACAAACCCCAUCCUGGCUUGGUUUACCAAACAAUGCAGAAAGAGUUCUUCUCACCACACAGGGUAUUGAUAUGAUCAGUAAUAUGCUAAAAAUGCAGAUGCUAGAGGAUGAGGAUGAUCUAGCUUAUGCAGAAACUGGGAAGAAGGCAAGAACAGAUUCAACUUCAGAGGGACGUCCAUCCUGGAUGAGAACACUGCACACCACAGCCUCCAACUGGUUCCAUCUUAUCCCACAAACUCUAAAUCAUCUUAAACCAACAGUGGAAAAUAUUAAGGAUCCGUUGUUCCGAUUCUUUGAGAGAGAGGUGAAAAUGGGAGCCAAAUUACUUCAGGAUGUCCGUCAGGAUCUUGCAGAUGUGGUUCAGGUUUGUGAAGGCAAGAAGAAACAGACCAACUACUUGCGUACACUUAUAAACGAAUUGGUGAAAGGUAUUCUGCCUCGUAGCUGGUCUCAUUACACUGUACCUGCUGGCAUGACUGUUAUUCAGUGGGUGUCUGACUUCAGUGAACGCAUUAAACAACUACAGAAUAUUUCCCAGGCAUCUGCUUCUGGUGGAGCAAAAGAACUAAAGAAUAUCCGUGUGUGCCUGGGUGGCUUAUUCGUGCCUGAGGCUUAUAUUACUGCUACAAGACAAUAUGUGGCUCAAGCAAACAGCUGGUCCCUGGAAGAACUUUGUCUAGAAGUCAAUGUUACAACUACUCAGAAUGCAGCCCUGGAUGCUUGCAGUUUUGGAGUCACAGGUUUGAAACUUCAGGGAGCUACAUGCAGUAACAAUAAACUGUCCCUUUCAAAUGCUAUAUCAACGAUAUUGCCCAUAACACAGCUUCGCUGGAUCAAGCAGACAAAUGCAGAAAAAAAGGCUAAUGUGGUUACAUUACCAGUUUAUCUGAACUUCACCCGUGCUGAUCUGAUCUUCACAGUUGACUUUGAAAUAGCCACCAAGGAAGAUCCUCGCAGUUUCUAUGAACGUGGUGUUGCAGUCCUCUGCACAGAGUAACAAAAUAACGCUUUCUAACCGGAAAAUAGUAGUAAAAUUCAGUGUCUUUAAUCUAUUCUACCGUGUUAGUUUUAACUACCAAGGGAUGGUUAAGUUGUCAGAAGGAUUGGUGUAAAGUUGACUUGAUAGAGGCUGGUGUACUUGAAAGGUGAUACUGAUGAUUUGAGGAAGAAUUGGAUGUGGUUUUUAGAUGGCUCUAGUUACAUGUGGUAAUGUUUGGUGGUUCUUACUACAUUAAAUAAAUUCUAUAGCAUGA
Molecule: messenger RNA, 14288 nt
Organism: Malaclemys terrapin pileata
Lineage: Eukaryota; Metazoa; Chordata; Testudines; Emydidae
Product: cytoplasmic dynein 1 heavy chain 1-like
Exons: 78
Coding region: 80-14032 (4650 amino acids)
Biological process (GO): microtubule-based movement
Cellular component (GO): dynein complex
Molecular function (GO): dynein intermediate chain binding; minus-end-directed microtubule motor activity; dynein light intermediate chain binding
Source: RefSeq, a predicted model, not a curated record